CCUUAUUAUACAUAUAAAGCAGUGAAAGUGCAGCAGCUGCUCAGACUUUUGGUUCUGGAAUAGAAGGACAAUGGCAGCUGCUGGAGUGGUUUUAACCAAUCUGAAUCUGACACCCGGCCAUUGUGUAGAAAUCAAGGCGCUAAUCCCUGAAGACUGUAAAGGCUUUGCCAUAAACUUGGGCAAAGAUGCUUCCAACUAUCUGAUACAUCUCAACGCUCGGUUCCUGCUUCACGGAGACACCAACAAAAUAGUCUGCAACUCAAAAGAGGGUGAUGCCUGGGGAACAGAACAAAGAGAAGAUGCCUUUCCCUUCCAGCAGGGGGCAGAGACUAUGAUCUGCUUUGAGUACCAGCCGGAUAAGCUUGUUGUGAAGUUAUCUUCAGGAGAGCAGUUCUCCUUUCCUGUCCGAAUGCCCCUGGAUUCAAUCUCAUUCCUCUCCUUGGAAGGUAUACUGAUGAAGUCCAUCACAGUGGAAUAAUUCCUCGCUCUAUAAUGAGCUGCCUGGACCCCAACUCAUAAUUCUCAGUCCCAUCCCCCAAAGGUUAUUGCAAUACUAAUUGGCUGAACAGCAACGUCUUCAGGACACAAUGCUGCCAGACAGGUUGUACUUUGUCAUGAAUAUUGACAACAGAUUCAGUAUGUUUCCUGUUGAGAUCCAGGUGACCAGUUAGCAAGAAUGAUGAAAUUAUUCUGCUAGUUACUCCUUGUUUCUCCAUUGCAAAAUAAAGUGGUGUACCUCUUCAAA
This is a messenger RNA of Pseudophryne corroboree (corroboree frog), 745 nucleotides long. RefSeq names its product galectin-1-like. Bases 71 to 478 code for a protein of 135 amino acids. NCBI's taxonomy places the organism in Eukaryota, Metazoa, Chordata, Amphibia, Anura, Myobatrachidae. Gene Ontology annotation, molecular function: carbohydrate binding; laminin binding. The transcript has 4 exons. The record is from RefSeq and is a predicted model, not a curated record.